AUGGUUAAGGGCCGGUUGGCGGUGCCGACAAGCCCCACAAUCAAUACAGGGGGAACUUUGGAUUAUGCGUUAGCGUCGGCCAGUCUAGCGCCGGCCAUUACACUUACUCCUUGUUGGGACGUUCCGUUCAAACCCCACGCUGCGGUUACCGUUGAGCUGAGGCUUGAGGUUGUGGACCUGCCUCUCCGGCAACUGAAGGGAUUCUCCCUUGAGCCAACCGCAUCAUGCCCUGAUGAGUUGCAUCUCCCUGAGGCUCAAGCACGUGGUUUGUGGGAUACCUCCCAACCACUUGACCAUGAGUGGGCUUCCUUCAGUGCUGGGGUUGAGGAGCAACUCUUUUCUGCUGCUGCGGGUCGUGGGUGGAAACUGGAAGACACGUUCCUUCCCCUUGUUAAAACCAGCAGCCCGGAAAAAAUUUGGAAAGGCUCGAGGCCGGCCUUUUGGCAAUCCUUCCUCCUCUGGACUUCGAAAGCACUUGGAAGUAACCCUGAAGUCAGAGUGAUGUCGCUCUUCACUCAGGCGAGAACAAGGAUGAACGAUCACUGGAUCGACAUGCCACCACACACUCUCCAAGCCUUGGAAUGCCUGCUUGAUGCAGAUGACCUUCAAAGUCACACGCAAGCUCUUGACAUCAUUGGGCUCCAAGGGCGAGCCGCUCUGAAGGAAGCCGUCAAGCAGAGUGAAGAGGCCUAUAGUCAAUGGCUGGAAGCGGCGUGUAAAGGGGGUAUGAGAGGUCUGUAUAGGGCUCUUAAGUCUGUGGACGUGAUUCCGGACAGACCGUACAGACACAUUCCCCUUGAAAUUCGACCGCACAUACGCAGGGCACAUUGGGCUGAAGUAUGGCGGCCUCUGCCAGGCAAUGGAGACAACCUCUUAAUUGAUUGGCACGAGUUACAACACGCAGCAGUUGCCCAAGCCAGGACGCUCCAGCCGAUUACUGGCUCUAUGGUUGAGAAAGCCAUUAAGAAAAUGCCCCAGAAAGCCAUUGGUGCUGACGGUUGGAGUGUACAGAUGCUGCAGAAGUUGGCCCCAGUGCAAUUGGAAAGGUUGGCUGCGUUCUUCAACACUUGGGAACGUCAGGGUGGUUUCCCGGCCCAACUUUCUCUUGUUCUUGUCGCUCUCAUCAACAAGUCUGAGGAUGAGGAGCGACCGAUUGGACUGACUCCUGUGCCAUAUCGCUUAUGGGCCAAACUCCGAUGGCCGGUCUUCAAAGCAUGGCUUGAUAAGUAUGCCGCCACCCAAGACUGGGACCGCGCUAAGAAGGGCUUAUCAAGUCUUGAUGUUGCGUUGCGCCGUAAAAUGUCUCAUGAGAUCCUGUACCGGAAAAAGAGACACGGUGUAACGGUGCUUUUGGACCUUAAAGCAUUUUAUGAAAAUGUCUCUCACCACACUUUUGUGGCCCAGGCCCUUGCCCUUGAGGUACCCCCGCUCAUUUUAAAUGCUGCAAUCUCACUUUACAGUGCGCCGAGAUGGAUCAGUGCUGAAAAGUGUAUCUCUGGGCCUCUCAAGCCGACGAAGGGCUUGGUAGCUGGUUGCCCCUUUGCCCCGGGACUCAGCAAGAUCCCCUUCGACAGCAUCUUACGCCCGGCAUGGAAUACGGGGCUUGCCAAAACCAUUGACCUUUAUGUCGAUGACACUAGUUUUGACACUGAAGCUGCUAGCCCUGAGCUAGCUGCGCGCAGGGCAGCGCAGCUGUACAAAGCUGUGGUGGGGGGCUUAGAGCAAGCUGGACUUCCCAUCAGCAUUGGCAAGACGGCCUUUGUGUGUUCGUCAAAGAAGGUCGAGGCUGCCUUAAAAGGGUACCUUCCUGAGUCUGAACAAAUCAAGGAUGCUGCCAAGGAUUUGGGCAUUGAUUGCACUGCUGGUCGAAGGAGACGUAUCCCGGUGCACCGGAAAAGGAUGCACUGGCUGCGUGCCUCCUUCGCGCAUGAAUUGGGGCGCAUGUCGCUGGGUUCGGUGGAUCUGACGAUCGACCAUGCUGCACCUAAGAGACCGGACCCGGCUUACACGAUUAUCUCCCAGCACUUCAAAGCGAUCCACCGGUUGCUGUGUUUUAUCCCUGACAGGCAAAAACAGCAUUUUGAUGACAUACUGCCUGACAUGUGGAUGGAGUACCAGCAAGCCGAAUAUCCCUGGAAGCGCGCUGCUGGUCCAGUAGGGGCACUGCUGUGUUACCUGGUUGACUUGGGUUGGACCCCGGUCAGUGCGUCAGCAUGGAAAUGCCCGGAAGGCACAUGCCAGAUCACCACUAAGGCUGCCGCCGCAGCACAAAACAUCGCUCAUGGCGGUGUGGCAGGGUGCAAUCCGGGCAGAUCCAUGUGCGACCUGCCUCACAUGCGGAUGCGCUGCAACCUCCCAGAGCCUCCUGCUUUUGAAAGAUUCAGAAAAGAGUGGCCGAUUUCCUCCUUGUGGUCUAGGGGGAUGACCCCGGCUACCUCCUACCCUGACGAUGGCCAAUGGGUGCGCACAACGGGAGCGUGGAAUGAAUCUCAGCUCAUCAGUGGAGAAGGGGUUUAUUUCGCCACCGAUGGCUCCCCAGGCCGAUCCAAAGAUGUCCGAUUUCAUCGCUAUACGUGGGCUGCAAUUGCCUUUAGACUGGAUGAUGCUGAACCCGCUGUUAUUGCAACGGCGGUUGGUACCUUGCAAACCCCGCUUUCGGUGUUCCGGGCGGAGGCGGCUGCUGUUAAAUUUGUUGCCGAGCACACUCAAGGGGAUGUUGACCUCACAAUGGAUUGUAAAGGGAUUAUCCCUAGGAUCCAGGGGAAACCUUCCAUCCAGUCGGCUGAUCUUUUUGAGCCAAUCAGGGAGCAUUCCCACAGAAUCCGCCCCACUUGGAUUGCGUCGCACCUUUCGGUUCCCAAGUUCAUUGCGCGGUUUGGUGCCAACCAACUCUGGCGUAGGCGGGCCAAUGAGCUGGUCGACCGCCUGGUGGGUGAAGCGGCUGAACAAAGAAGAGAUCCACUCUAUGAGUCCAGCAUCAAGAAGCUGGAUGCUGUGAUCACUCAGGUCAACACCUUGUUGGCCAAGCGCUCUGCAGCCCUUCUCUCUUAUGACAAGGACCAGGGCCCUCAGGUGCAGUGGCCGGAUAAGGUGAGUAAAGUUGCAACGGCUAGUUCCAAAAAGGCGAAGGAGGUGACUGACACUGGUGUUAGGAGUGUGAAGUCUUUCUUCCAGCCUACGGCCAGUCAGGACGAGCAAGCUCCUGAGCCCGGGCCACAACACGUGCAACCCCCUGAGCCCUUGGUGGAUAACCAGGACAGCUGCUCUGAAGAAAGCGAGGAGGAGCCAAUGGUGCCUGAUCCCAUUGUGCAUCCGGACCCUCCCCCAGCACCGCCUGCUGCGCCUAUGCUGCCCGCCCCGUUGAACUUUGAUGGUAUGGAUCAGGAAGCGGGCGCAGCCUUUGCUAUUGCUGAGAGGGCUCGCAAUACCAAGCCAGGAUUGGUGGCUUUCAAAUCCGAUCUGGGCUAUGCUGGUGUCUUCCAGGCCCUCCCCAAGGACCUGAUCCACGUGUGGUUCAAUGACACGGGGGACAGCACUGCGGCGUAUAUCCACAAUGGAAGAACCAGGUAUGGAUAUGAUGUUGGCGGUGGCUACGUCUUGAAGGUUGGGACGAAGCAGGCGUUUGGGGAUGAGGUGGCGAUUUCGGCCUUGCUUCCUAAGGUGGCAGCCACCAUCAUUGGGGCUGGAUCUACGACACUGCAGGUGCUGCUCUCUGGGCGACCAUGGGAGUUCAGGUCCCAUUUGGUGGCGUGGUCGAUGGUGGAAAAAGUCGAGCUCCUCACGGAUUUUGGUUCUAGGAACCAGAUCCACCCUCAGUGGUCCUUGUAUGCCUUCGCCCUCCUUUUGCAAUUGCAGGCGGUGGUCCCUUGCCUCAACGAUAUCAUUGCGGUUCUCCCCGCUGCGCUCAAGGCAAACUUGGAAAUCCAAAUGGCCCUUGCCCUUGAGGUACCCCCGCUCAUUUUAAAUGCUGCAAUCUCACUUUACAGUGCGCCGAGAUGGAUCAGUGCUGAAAAGUGUAUCUCUGGGCCUCUCAAGCCGACGAAGGGCUUGGUAGCUGGUUGCCCCUUUGCCCCGGGACUCAGCAAGAUCCCCUUCGACAGCAUCUUACGCCCGGCAUGGAAUACGGGGCUUGCCAAAACCAUUGACCUUUAUGUCGAUGACACUAGUUUUGACACUGAAGCUGCUAGCCCUGAGCUAGCUGCGCGCAGGGCAGCGCAGCUGUACAAAGCUGUGGUGGGGGGCUUAGAGCAAGCUGGACUUCCCAUCAGCAUUGGCAAGACGGCCUUUGUGUGUUCGUCAAAGAAGGUCGAGGCUGCCUUAAAAGGGUACCUUCCUGAGUCUGAACAAAUCAAGGAUGCUGCCAAGGAUUUGGGCAUUGAUUGCACUGCUGGUCGCAGGAUGCACUGGCUGCGUGCCUCCUUCGCGCAUGAAUUGGGGCGCAUGUCGCUGGGUUCGGUGGAUCUGACGAUCGACCAUGCUGCACCUAAGAGACCGGACCCGGCUUACACGAUUAUCUCCCAGCACUUCAAAGCGAUCCACCGGUUGCUGUGUUUUAUCCCUGACAGGCAAACACAGCAUUUUGAUGACAUACUGCCUGACAUGUGGAUGGAGUACCAGCAAGCCGAAUAUCCCUGGAAGCGCGCUGCUGGUCCAGUAGGGGCACUGCUGUGUUACCUGGUUGACUUGGGUUGGACCCCGGUCAGUGCAUCAGCAUGGAAAUGCCCGGAAGACACAUGCCAGAUCACCACUAAGGUCGGCAUGCAUCAUCUACUGUGCUCCCUUGCCUUGGAAACGGAUAGGUGGAGGCAUACUCGCAUUGCCCAGCAGGAUUCCCUCUCGCCCCUCUUGACUGGAAUCGAUUGGCACCCGCUCAAAAAGCUUAGAUGUAGGCUGCCGCCGCAGCACAAAACAUCGCUCAUGGCGGUGUGGCAGGGUGCAAUCCGGGCAGAUCCAUGUGCGACCUGCCUCACAUGCGGAUGCGCUGCAACUUUGAAUCAUGUGCUAUGGGAGUGUUCCUGGUGGCUAACCAACCUCCCAGAGCCUCCUGCUUUUGAAAGAUUCAGAAAAGAGUGGCCGAUUUCCUCCUUGUGGUCUAGGGGGAUGACCCCGGCUACCUCCUACCCUGACGAUGGCCAAUGGGUGCGCACAACGGGAGCGUGGAAUGAAUCUCAGCUCAUCAGUGGAGAAGGGGUUUAUUUCGCCACCGAUGGCUCCCCAGGCCGAUCCAAAGAUGUCCGAUUUCAUCGCUAUACGUGGGCUGCAAUUGCCUUUAGACUGGAUGAUGCUGAACCCGCUGUUAUUGCAACGGCGGUUGGUACCUUGCAAACCCCGCUUUCGGUGUUCCGGGCGGAGGCGGCUGCUGUUAAAUUUGUUGCCGAGCACACUCAAGGGGAUGUUGACCUCACAAUGGAUUGUAAAGGGAUUAUCCCUAGGAUCCAGGGGAAACCUUCCAUCCAGUCGGCUGAUCUUUUUGAGCCAAUCAGGGAGCAUUCCCACAGAAUCCGCCCCACUUGGAUUGCGUCGCACCUUUCGGUUCCCAAGUUCAUUGCGCGGUUUGGUGCCAACCAACUCUGGCGUAGGCGGGCCAAUGAGCUGGUCGACCGCCUGGUGGGUGAAGCGGCUGAACAAAGAAGAGAUCCACUCUAUGAGUCCAGCAUCAAGAAGCUGGAUGCUGUGAUCACUCAGGUCAACACCUUGUUGGCCAAGCGCUCUGCAGCCCUUCUCUCUUAUGACAAGGACCAGGGCCCUCAGGUGCAGUGGCCGGAUAAGGUGAGUAAAGUUGCAACGGCUAGUUCCAAAAAGGCGAAGGAGGUGACUGACACUGGUGUUAGGAGUGUGAAGUCUUUCUUCCAGCCUACGGCCAGUCAGGCGGAGAAGGGUGAGCAAGCUCCUGAGCCCGGGCCACAACACGUGCAACCCCCUGAGCCCUUGGUGGCUAACCAGGCUCAGGGGAUGAGGAAUCCUGGAGUCGUGCUUCGGGAAAAUCCUCAGCUUGAGCAGCGCAAUCCUGUGCACCGCCCCCCAGCCUUGGUGGCAAACCAGGCUGAGAGGGAUGAAGCCCCUGGAAUUGUCCUUCGGGAGAAUCCCCAUGCACCUGGGGCUGGUCCGGUUUUGGGUGCCCCAGACCAGGACAGCUGCUCUGAAGAAAGCGAGGAGGAGCCAAUGGUGCCUGAUCCCAUUGUGCAUCCGGAGCCUCCCCCAGCACCGCCAGCUACGCCUAUGCUGCCCGCCCCGUUGAACUUUGAUGGUAUGGAUCAGGAAGCGGGCGCAGCCUUUGCUAUUGCUGAGAGGGCUCGCAAUACCAAGCCAGGAUUGGUGGCUUUCAAAUCCGAUCUGGGCUAUGCUGGUGUCUUCCAGGCCCUCCCCAAGGACCUGAUCCACGUGUGGUUCAAUGACACGGGGGACAGCACUGCGGCGUAUAUCCACAAUGGAAGAACCAGGUUCGGAUAUGAUGUUGGCGGUGGCUACGUCUUGAAGGUUGGGACGAAGCAGGCGUUUGGGGAUGAGGUGGCGAUUUCGGCCUUGCUUCCUAAGGUGGCAGCCACCAUCAUUGGGGCUGGAUCUACGACACUGCAGGUGCUGCUCUCUGGGCGACCAUGGGAGUUCAGGUCCCAUUUGGUGGCUUGGUCGAUGGUGGAAAAAGUCGAGCUCCUCACGGAUUUUGGUUCUAGGAACCAGAUCCACCCUCAGUGGUCCUUGUAUGCCUUCGCCCUCCUUUUGCACUUGAGCCGUCAUUUUGCUCUUCGUGAUGUGUCAAAAACCAACCUGGGCAUUAAACCAGGACUCAGUGCUGCGACGCCCAUGUUGUGUUUUUUCGAUCUCGCGGAUUGGCACUUCGAAGGGCUCAAUGCUGGAAGUUGGUUUCCCAAGUAUAGCUUGCGCAGUUUCAUCGAGACCCUUCGAUGUGUCUGUGACGUCACGCCGUUGGAGCAGGCAAAGAAGGCCCAGGAGGAGAAAGAUGCCCAGGAGAAGGCAGCACAGGAAAGGAAAGCACAGGAGGAGAAGGAAGCACAGGAAAGGAAAGCACAGGAGGAGAAGGAAGCACAGGAAAGGAAAGCACAAGAGGAGAAGAAGAAGGCAAAGGAGAAGAAGGCACAAGAGGAGAAGGAAGCACAAGAAAGGAAGGCCCAAGAAGAGAAGGAAGCACAGGAAAGGAAAGCACAGGAGGAGAAGGAAGCACAGGAGAAGGAAGAUGAAAGGCAGGCGGUGGUCCCUUGCCUCAACGAUAUCAUUGCGGUUCUCCCCGCUGCGCUCAAGGCAAACUUGGAAAUCCAAAUGGUCCUCAUGAACGGCCUACGGCCGCCUCGUGCUUGUGGUGUAAAAUUCACCUGGAAGUUGGCCCCAGUGCAAUUGGAAAGGUUGGCUGCGUUCUUCAACACUUGGGAACGUCAGGGUGGUUUCCCGGCCCAACUUUCUCUUGUUCUUGUCGCUUUCAUCAACAAGUCUGAGGAUGAGGAGCGACCGAUUGGACUGACUCCUGUGCCAUAUCGCUUAUGGGCCAAACUCCGAUGGCCGGUCUUCAAAGCAUGGCUUGAUAAGUAUGCCGCCACCCAAGACUGGGACCGCGCUAAGAAGGGCUUAUCAAGUCUUGAUGUUGCGUUGCGCCGUAAAAUGUCUCAUGAGAUCCUGUACCGGAAAAAGAGACACGGUGUAACGGUGCUUUUGGACCUUAAAGCAUUUUAUGAAAAUGUCUCUCACCACAGUUUUGUGGCCCAGGCCCUUGCCCUUGAGGUACCCCCGCUCAUUUUAAAUGCUGCAAUCUCACUUUACAGUGCGCCGAGAUGGAUCAGUGCUGAAAAGUGUAUCUCUGGGCCUCUCAAGCCGACGAAGGGCUUGGUAGCUGGUUGCCCCUUUGCCCCGGGACUCAGCAAGAUCCCCUUCGACAGCAUCUUACGCCCGGCAUGGAAUACGGGGCUUGCCAAAACCAUUGACCUUUAUGUCGAUGACACUAGUUUUGACACUGAAGCUGCUAGCCCUGAGCUAGCUGCGCGCAGGGCAGCGCAGCUGUACAAAGCUGUGGUGGGGGGCUUAGAGCAAGCUGGACUUCCCAUCAGCAUUGGCAAGACGGCCUUUGUGUGUUCGUCAAAGAAGGUCGAGGCUGCCUUAAAAGGGUACCUUCCUGAGUCUGAACAAAUCAAGGAUGCUGCCAAGGAUUUGGGCAUUGAUUGCACUGCUGGUCGAAGGAGACGUAUCCCGGUGCACCGGAAAAGGUUUGGUAAGGGGGUUAAGCGUUGCGCUAGGCUUUCGACUCUUCGGGUUAAGUCGACACCUGUCAGGGUCCGUGCUUUAAGAGCGGGAGUGCAAACCGUGGGCAUGUAUGGCCAUGAGUCUGUUGGACUUGCUCCCAAAAGGAUGCACUGGCUGCGUGCCUCCUUCGCGCAUGAAUUGGGGCGCAUGUCGCUGGGUUCGGUGGAUCUGACGAUCGACCAUGCUGCACCUAAGAGACCGGACCCGGCUUACACGAUUAUCUCCCAGCACUUCAAAGCGAUCCACCGGUUGCUGUGUUUUAUCCCUGACAGGCAAAAACAGCAUUUUGAUGACAUACUGCCUGACAUGUGGAUGGAGUACCAGCAAGCCGAAUAUCCCUGGAAGCGCGCUGCUGGUCCAGUAGGGGCACUGCUGUGUUACCUGGUUGACUUGGGUUGGACCCCGGUCAGUGCAUCAGCAUGGAAAUGCCCGGAAGACACAUGCCAGAUCACCACGAAGGUCGGCAUGCAUCAUCUACUGUGCUCCCUUGCCUUGGAAACGGAUAGGUGGAGGCAUACUCGCAUUGCCCAGCAGGAUUCCCUCUCGCCCCUCUUGACUGGAAUCGAUUGGCACCCGCUCAAAAAGCUUAGAUGUAGGCUGCCGCCGCAGCACAAAACAUCGCUCAUGGCGGUGUGGCAGGGUGCAAUCCGGGCAGAUCCAUGUGCGACCUGCCUCACAUGCGGAUGCGCUGCAACUUUGAAUCAUGUGCUAUGGGAGUGUUCCUGGUGGCUAACCAACCUCCCAGAGCCUCCUGCUUUUGAAAGAUUCAGAAAAGAGUGGCCGAUUUCCUCCUUGUGGUCUAGGGGGAUGACCCCGGCUACCUCCUACCCUGACGAUGGCCAAUGGGUGCGCACAACGGGAGCGUGGAAUGAAUCUCAGCUCAUCAGUGGAGAAGGGGUUUAUUUCGCCACCGAUGGCUCCCCAGGCCGAUCCAAAGAUGUCCGAUUUCAUCGCUAUACGUGGGCUGCAAUUGCCUUUAGACUGGAUGAUGCUGAACCCGCUGUUAUUGCAACGGCGGUUGGUACCUUGCAAACCCCGCUUUCGGUGUUCCGGGCGGAGGCGGCUGCUGUUAAAUUUGUUGCCGAGCACACUCAAGGGGAUGUUGACCUCACAAUGGAUUGUAAAGGGAUUAUCCCUAGGAUCCAGGGGAAACCUUCCAUCCAGUCGGCUGAUCUUUUUGAGCCAAUCAGGGAGCAUUCCCACAGAAUCCGCCCCACUUGGAUUGCGUCGCACCUUUCGGUUCCCAAGUUCAUUGCGCGGUUUGGUGCCAACCAACUCUGGCGUAGGCGGGCCAAUGAGCUGGUCGACCGCCUGGUGGGUGAAGCGGCUGAACAAAGAAGAGAUCCACUCUAUGAGUCCAGCAUCAAGAAGCUGGAUGCUGUGAUCACUCAGGUCAACACCUUGUUGGCCAAGCGCUCUGCAGCCCUUCUCUCUUAUGACAAGGACCAGGGCCUUCAGGUGCAGUGGCCGGAUAAGGACCAGCGGAAAGCUCGGGCGAAGCCUCGUGUUCGUGAUUCUGCUGUCAUCAAAACGAAAAAGUUUUCAAAGGAGAAGGGACCUAAUAAGCGGCUGCAACUUGAAAACUUGAUUGCGGGUAAACAACAGCUUGGGCAUGCCUGGGUUGAAGGGAGUCGGAAGCCGUCUAACCUGACUGCUAAAUGUUCGAAGUGUGGACUGUAUAUCCAGCAGACAGACCCCAUUCAUGCCUUCUCCCUUAAGUCCUCGCACCCGAUGGUCAAGGUAGGAGUCCGCAAAAUUCCCUCUUGGAUCGGCCAACCCUGUAAGCCUAAGGUGAGUAAAGUUGCAACGGCUAGUUCCAAAAAGGCGAAGGAGGUGACUGACACUGGUGUUAGGAGUGUGAAGUCUUUCUUCCAGCCUACGGCCAGUCAGGAACCACAUGCCCGGAACGUGCUCCCGAAACCGAAACCCAAAUCAAACUCGAAGCAGUCUGGGCUCAAGCAAGCUAAGAUUGCCUUCUAA
Symbiodinium natans is the source of this 10227-nucleotide messenger RNA. NCBI's taxonomy places the organism in Eukaryota, Dinophyceae, Suessiales, Symbiodiniaceae. The record is from the annotation of a GenBank genome assembly.